Messenger RNA from Mercenaria mercenaria, 2291 nucleotides. Its product is annotated as procathepsin L-like. The coding region runs from base 277 to 1266 and encodes 329 amino acids. Gene Ontology annotation, biological process: immune response. The record is from RefSeq and is a predicted model, not a curated record. The transcript has 9 exons. Lineage: Eukaryota; Metazoa; Mollusca; Bivalvia; Venerida; Veneridae. Gene Ontology annotation, molecular function: cysteine-type endopeptidase activity. Gene Ontology annotation, cellular component: lysosome.
ACUUACAAAACUUCAGAAACAACCCUCAUAUUUAAAGAACGGAAGUAAACAAUUAACGAUAAUAUUGAUUGAUAUAUUACUGAAUGAAUGAUUUCUAAUAAUUGAAUUAAUAUUCUUGACUUCGCAAACCGCACUUAUGAUAUAAUCAGCAGACUUGUUAGUAUAAAGUCAGCAGACUUGUUAACUUACAAUAUUCUUUUCUUGUAGCUCGUGUCUGUCGGUUCACUUGGAGUUGUCUACGUCUACAUAAUAGCUCUUAGAAGCAUACUAUUUCUCAUGUUGAUGUCAGGUGUGACGUCACUGUCCUUGCAACAAGUAAAUGAACAAUGGAAUCUGUUCAAAGAUAGGUUCAGUAGAACGUACACAUCACCAGAAGAAGAGAUCUCCAGAUACACAGUUUUUACGGAAAACCUGAAGACGAUCUUUUUACACAACAUGGCCGCUGAUAAGGGGCACUACUCUUACUGGUUAGGAAUAAACGCUUUUGCUGACUUGACUAACAAAGAAUUCGAAGAACAGUACACGGGACUCAAGAUAACGCCUAGAGGCAGAAAGGUUGAUGAAAAACUUUUAAGAUACAACCUCAGUUCAUUGCCGAAAGAAACAGACUGGAGAGACGAAAAGUGUGUGACUCACGUCAAAUUCCAGGGCGGGUGCGGAGACAGUUACGCCUUUUCUGCUACGGGGGCGUUGGAGGGCCAUCGCUGCAUAAGGACUGGCAAACUCGUGUCACUGUCUGAACAGAACAUACUGGACUGUACAUACAACAACACUUCUAGGGAUGAGGGCUGUGCUGGCGGAGAUCCAAACAACGCAUUCCAAUAUGUGAUGGACAACGGUGGAAUAGACACCGAAGAAUCCUAUCCGUACAAAGCAAAGGUUGGAAAGUGUGAGUUCAGUAAAAAGGAUGUCGGCGCAAUUGAGAAGGGGUUUUACGACAUACCUGAAGGAAAUGAGAUUGUACUGCAAGCAGCUGUGGCUUGGAUAGGACCAGUGUCUGCCUGUGCAUAUUCCCCAGGUUUUCGGUUCUACCAGCAUGGAGUAUAUGACUGCGGAAAUAAGUCAGAUUCAAGUAUUAUGGUAUCAAACCUACCUAAACACGCCAUGUUAGUUGUUGGCUUUGAUCAAACAGUUGAAGGGGAAGACUACUGGAUAUUAAAGAACAGCUGGGGGACAUCUUGGGGAAUACGAGGUUACAUGAGGCUGGCCAGAAACAAAAGGAACACAUGUGGAAUAGCAAGCUACGCUUCUUACCCUGUAGUUUGAUCAAAGGGCGUCAUUUCUACAGACAUUUCGAAGGCGGUGUCCGUAUAUUCAACAUCUACUUGUUCUUGUUUUUUAUAUGUUUUUUUGUGUUGUCUUGCAUUUUUGACUGUGUUAUUGUUUCGUUGCAAUCAAAUUGUUUGCUUCUUUCAGAAAAUACCCUUAACCUUUCGUUGAUUUUGUGAUUUUGUUGAUUCAGCAAACUAAAGUCAGACGAACAUUAAAAUUCCCAUUCAUUUUAUCUUUGAAUUUAAAUGUCACGUCUUUUCGGCAAAAGCAGCGAAAUGUUAUGUAUACACUCAAUAAACACAUGCUUACAAAAUACGUGGAUAAAAUAUCAAGCGUUUCACAUGAAACUAUGUCAUACAUACUGCAAUUGUCUGCAAACAUACCAUGCAUUUCUGUUCGCGCUCAUAAAUAUUUGUUAUCAAGAAAGGAAACUAAAUCAUAUAUCGAUGCGCUAAACUGUUGCUUUGACGUUUUGGUGUGUUUGAAGGGCAUCAACACGCCGGAACGAAAUGGCAGAAAUCAGCCACCAUAGUUAUGCAGAUAAAAAUUUCUAGAUAUCGUCAGGCGGGUUUGAAAUUACUGUAUAAAUGAUUGUUACACUAUUGAGACUUGGUAUUAGAGAGGGUGUUUCGGUCUGAAUUAAUGUUUCUAUUUUGUUUGUUAAAAAAAAUAACGGACUUCUUUUUUUGCUUUAUUUUUGCAAUAAGAGAGCAUCUUUUUCCUUUGGAGAACAACUGAGUGUAACAUAUAUAUGCACAAAAAAAUACAUUAUUCAUCUUUCGGGCCAUAAUAAUCUCUGUACACUAAUCAAAAUAUAAGGCUUCACACGUGAGAGGUGGCGCUGCUAUGAACCGUUUGAUUACAUACAAAACGUUUAGUUUCCAUCUGGCCGCUUUAUGACUGAUUUGAUGAUGAAUUUCAUGUUUAAUCAAUCUAAAGUAAAAGGAAUACAAGAGAAUACACGACAUGUUAAACCAGCUGUACUUGCUAUGUAUUCGUUUUCUCGUUAUUUCAAGCAA